Chelonoidis abingdonii (Abingdon island giant tortoise) is the source of this 2344-nucleotide messenger RNA. RefSeq names its product CCR4-NOT transcription complex subunit 8 (gene CNOT8). NCBI's taxonomy places the organism in Eukaryota, Metazoa, Chordata, Testudines, Testudinidae. The record is from RefSeq and is a predicted model, not a curated record. Gene Ontology annotation, cellular component: CCR4-NOT complex. Gene Ontology annotation, molecular function: nucleic acid binding; poly(A)-specific ribonuclease activity.
AUUUGGUGGAGGCCUUGUCCCAGAUCACCUGUGUGCCCUCUUUCUUGGGAACAGUAGGCUCGAGACAGUAAACAUAGCGCUUCUGACUGGCGGCAGAGUGCAGCUGUUGCUUCCAGUGCAAACUUCCCCUUUGGCUGUGUACCCCAUUCCUGAGCUGCCCACAAAUCCUGGGAGGCUUGGCUGAGGCUGCGAACAGGUGUUUCUACUCCAAUUCUGGCAAGAUGCCAGCAGCAAUUGUGGAGAACAGUCAGGUUAUCUGUGAAGUAUGGGCAAACAAUCUGGAAGAAGAAAUGAGGAAAAUUCGAGAAAUAGUUCUCAGCUACAGCUACAUCGCAAUGGAUACAGAGUUUCCAGGAGUCGUAGUAAGGCCAAUUGGUGAAUUCCGCAGCUCCAUAGAUUAUCAGUAUCAACUUCUUCGGUGUAAUGUUGAUCUUCUGAAAAUCAUCCAGCUGGGCCUAACUUUCACGAAUGAGAAGGGGGAAUAUCCUUCUGGGAUCAACACCUGGCAGUUUAACUUCAAAUUCAACCUUACGGAGGACAUGUACUCACAGGAUUCCAUAGACCUCCUUGCAAACUCUGGGCUGCAGUUCCAGAAGCAUGAGGAUGAAGGGAUUGAUACCUUGCACUUUGCAGAGUUGCUCAUGACCUCAGGGGUGGUCCUCUGCGACAAUGUGAAAUGGCUCUCAUUUCACAGUGGCUAUGACUUUGGCUACAUGGUGAAACUGCUGACGGACUCCAGGCUUCCAGAGGAGGAACACGAGUUCUUCCAUAUCUUGAACCUCUUCUUUCCAUCCAUCUAUGAUGUCAAAUAUCUAAUGAAGAGCUGCAAAAACCUUAAGGGAGGCCUUCAAGAAGUUGCAGAUCAGCUGGAUUUGCAACGAAUUGGACGACAGCAUCAGGCAGGCUCAGACUCUCUGCUCACAGGAAUGGCAUUCUUCCGAAUGAAAGAGUUGUUCUUUGAGGACACGAUUGAUGAUGCAAAGUACUGUGGGCGGUUAUAUGGCCUUGGCACAGGAGUGGCACAGAAACAGAAUGAGGAUGUGGACACAGCCCAAGAGAAGAUGAGCAUCUUGGCUAUUAUCAACAACUUGCAGCAGUGAUAAGUGGGUACCACUCGGCAAGAUAUGGUCUCAGAGUGGCAGCUGUAGUCCUAAACUGUUUCCAGCAGUCUCUCUCAUCCAAAUGACGUCCAACAGUAUGCAUUUGGCAUGAGGACUAGAGAUUUGCUGAAGACAAAAGAUGCUCCUCAUUUUGGUUCAAACUUAGAAGAGGGGAGUUAAUAACAAUGGCAGGAUUGGUGACUUGCCAUCUUUUUAGUACCAAGGACAAGAGGGAGAGAAUUAAUGUAUAUACCUGUGUUUUUUCUUCCUUUUAAAAUAUACUGAAUCUGCAAGGAAGACUUUACUCCAGAAUGUUCAGCAGAACUGAGGUUCUGAAAUGCCAGUGAAAUCAGAGAGACAAAUGCAUUUGCAGAUUGUGCUUUAAGAAGCUUAUUUUAAACUUUUUUGUUGGCUGUAAGGGUGACAUCUGCCCCUCACCCUUUGCUUGUUUUUAUCUUUGUGUAUUCUUCUGUAGAAAUGACCCACUCGUUCAUGGCAGAGUUUUGGGACAGGAUAAUGUAACAGACUUUCCCAGGAGCUAAAACACUGAAAUAGACCUGUCUUGGUAACAGUCAGACAUGGUGUAUUUGAAGCUGAGGCAACCACCUUCAUAGCUCCUAAUUCAGUACAAUUUCCCACUUUCUUUAGUACUGUUGUGUCACAGAGGUGUGUCCCACCUGUAAGACUCAUCUGUCGUCUCAUAGGAUUAAUACAAUAUACUGUUCUGCAGUUGUUUAAAAUGGCCUAGAAGUUUGCCUUUUCUAGAAAAGAUUUGUAACAGUUUGGACCAAAAUUGAUGUUGACUUCAGCUACUUGAUAUUACCUGAUAAUGUGGAAGAUUUUACCCUUUUCAUUACAGCAUGAACAAGUUUAGUAGGUGCAUAAAUGUGAAAAAGUGGCUCUAGUUUUAUAUUUUAGUUAUUUAACAGCCUGGCAAAGCAAUUGGAUUUCCCUUUUAUAGAGAAUAUCCCAAGGGUGGGAGGCUCACAAUUCUUUUUUAAAUAUUAGAUAUUCUAAAAGCACAUACCUAUAUUUUUGAACAGCUUGGAAAUAUGUUUAAAAGAAAACCCAAAACUUUUGCCCAGAGCAAAUUAAAACUCUAUUUCUGAGUUUUGCAUUUUAACAAGCUUAUAAAAAUUCUUGAUUUUUUGCAAUGAUUAAAAUGUUAUAAGCUGGUAUUUAAAAUGUGUGUAAAUACUAUUGAUGUUUUUAAUUUUGUAAAAUAAAGAUUUUUUUUUAAACCA